UCUUCCAUUUGAAUUUCUUCGAAACUCCAUUCCUUUUUCUCCUCCACAGCUGCUGCUGCCAUUUGCCGGCAAUCGCCAUCCACCUGCCAGAGUUGUCCCCGCCGUUUAGUGCUGGUCUCAUAUUUGGCUAUUCGUGUUGAAUGUUGUUAUGUUGAACUGAACAUAUAUCCAUGCCUCCCUGUACAAGGUCCUCCUUGAAGGCAGCCAGACAUAAAGCUGGCAUUCUCAGUGAUAGUGUGCAGUCCAUUUCGGGCCAAAAUGACUUGAAACUCUGCAUUACAAAUUACUUCAAGGGAGCAUCAGGGAAGUAUAGUCAGAAAUCUGGCCAGGCACCUCUUUAUACUGAUGAUGAGCGUGAGCUGGAAAAUAAGAUGGCAAAACUUCAAAAAGGAAAGAGAGCAAUCCUGUUAGAUUCAACUGAUGAUCAUGUUGAGGUUGUGGCUCCAAAGAGGGGAAAAGCUAUGAAUAAGGGGAAGCUGAAAAGGGCUAAACGUACAAGGAAGUUUGGCAAUUCAAGCCCUGGGGAAGUAAAUACUCAGUCAUUUGAAAUUGACAGUAUUAGCUCCCACUUCAGUGAGAGGAAAGAGUCCAGCAUGUCUCCAUCAAUUGGUAUUCCUUCCCCUCCUGCCCCUACCGACGACAUGUAUCAGUUUUGGACAGCUUUGCAAGCGCUCGGAGCAUAUCUAGCGGCAGCAGAAGGGGAUUUGUUAGAGGAUGAAACGGAAGAUGUCUUUGUGCUAUGUUAUUGUGCCAUGUUAUUGUACUAUGUUUGGAUAUUAGAUGUCAAGCGCUGUGGCCCUGGUCCAAGGUAGACAUUUUGUCUGCAGUCACCAUGUCAUUGUACUAUGUUAUUGCAUAUGUUUGGAUAUCAGAUAUCAUGAUGCAUGGUUGGAUAUUGGAUUUUCUAAAGCUGUUUACGCGCCAAUGUCAGCUGAAGUAGUACUCGUGCUGAUGAACUUACGUGUUUGCAGUAUUGAUAGACUUCUUUGUUGGUAGCUUUUAGUUCGUGGCUGAGUUCCUUGGUUUUGGAUAAAUGAUGGCACAUAUAGAUGAUACGAAAUGGUGGCAAAUCUUUA
Molecule: messenger RNA, 1076 nt
Organism: Coffea eugenioides
Lineage: Eukaryota; Viridiplantae; Streptophyta; Magnoliopsida; Gentianales; Rubiaceae
Exons: 4
Coding region: 171-812 (213 amino acids)
Source: RefSeq, a predicted model, not a curated record